UCGAACACUCUAGAACCACCUGAUCAACACAACUCCCCUACCUUCCCCUGCUUUUUUUGUUUACUUUCCACGCCAUAAAAUCCCCAGCAUCUUAUUUCUUCCUGCCUCCCCAGCUUGCAUUCUCUCACUCUCUAGAAUUCUCUAGCACCCUAACUUAAGCGCCUCUCUCUCUCUCUCUCUCUCUCUCUCUCUCUCUCUCUCUCGCAUUCGAUUAUUUCUUGUUCCUUCUUCGACAGAGUAGAGCGAUGGAUGAGGAUUUCGACAUGCCCCCAGCCGACGAUAUGAUCAACGAUGAUCUCGAUCUCCCCGAAGACAGCCCCGUUCUCAAGGUCGGUGAGGAGAAGGAGAUCGGCACGCAGGGCUUGAAGAAGAAGCUUCUCAAGGAAGGUCAGGCCUGGGAAACUCCCGAUAGCGGCGACGAGGUCGAAGUGCAUUAUACUGGAACUCUGCUUGAUGGCACUAAGUUCGAUUCGAGCCGCGAUAGGGGGACGCCGUUCAAGUUUACUCUCGGACGCGGAGAAGUCAUUAAAGGAUGGGACCAAGGUAUCAAAACCAUGAAGAAAGGUGAAAAUGCCAUUUUCACAAUUCCUCCCGAGCUAGCUUAUGGCAAGGAUGGUUCUCCUCCCACCAUUCCUCCUAAUGCAACCUUGCAAUUCGAUGUUGAAUUGUUGUCUUGGACUAGUGUCAAGGACAUAUGUAAGGACGGUGGGAUAUUUAAGAAAAUUCUCAAGGAAGGAGAGAAAUGGGAGAAUCCAAAGGACCUUGAUGAAGUGCAUGUUAAGUAUGAAGCUCUUCUUGAGGAUGGACCACUCAUUGCAAAGUCAGAUGGACUCGAAUUCACUGUCCAAGAGGGUCAUUUCUGCCCUGCAUUGUCUAAGGCUGUUAAAACAAUGAAAAAGGGGGAAAAGGUGCUUCUCACAGUGAAGCCACAAUAUGCAUUUGGUGAAAAGGGCAAACCAGCUUCUGGUGGUGAAGGUGCAGUACCACCAAAUGCAACACUGCAGAUAACUCUAGAGUUGGUAUCAUGGAAGACUGUAUCAGAAAUUACGGAGGACAAGAAAGUUAUUAAGAAAAUUUUGAAGGAAGGAGAGGGAUAUGAGCGUCCAAAUGAUGGAGCUGUUGUUAAAGUGAAAUUGAUUGGUAAAUUGCAAGAUGGUACAGUGUUUUUGAAGAAAGGCCAUGAAGAUGGAGAAGAGCUGUUUGAGUUCAAGACAGAUGAUGAGCAAGUUAUUGAAGGGCUUGAUAGAGCUGUGAUGACAAUGAAGAAGGGUGAAAUAGCCUUGUUGACUGUUGCACCAGAAUAUGCGUAUGGAUCCUCUCAGUCUCAGCAGGAAUUGGCCGUGGUUCCUCCUAACUCUAUUGUUUACUAUGAGGUUGAGCUGGUAUCUGUCGACAAGGAGAAGGAAUCAUGGGAUAUGAACACACAAGAAAAAAUUGAAGCCGCUGGUAAGAAGAAGGAAGAAGGAAAUGUACUGUUCAAGGCUGGUAAAUUUGCAAAGGCUUCCAAGAGAUAUGAGAAGGCUGUCAAGUAUAUCGAGUAUGAUACUUCCUUUAGUGAGGAGGAGAAAAAACAGGCCAAGGCAGUGAAGGUUGCCUGCAAUCUGAACAAUGCGGCAUGCAAGUUGAAGAUAAAAGAAUACAAGGAAGCUGAAAAAUUAUGCACCAAGGUGUUAGAACUUGAGAGCAGAAAUGUUAAGGCUCUUUACAGAAGGGCUCAGGCAUAUAUUCAACUGGCUGACCUGGAUUUGGCCGAGUUGGAUAUCAAGAAAGCUCUUGAAAUUGACCCUGAUAAUAGGGAUGUGAAGCUAGAGUACAAGACCUUGAAGGAGAAGAUGAAAGAAUAUAAUAAAAGAGAGGCAAAGUUUUAUGGCAACAUGUUCGCAAAGCUGAAUAAGUUGGGAUCUCAUGAAACAAAAGUAAAAAGCAGAAGCCAAGGAAGCUGAACCUAUGAAUAUAGACAGCAAGGCAUGAGCGGGCUGAACGUGCACCUCUAACUUCCAUAUGUGACGAGAAAGAGUAAAUUAUGACCAUGAACCUUUCCAGGGUCCUGCUGCCCUUUGUUUUCUUUAAUAUGGGGACUUUUUGCUAUUGGCAUUGAGAGUUUUAAAUGGAUUUUCUUUGCUGUUGAUUAUUGACAUAAAAAUCUUAUUUCAGAACUAGCUAUCAAUAGAAGAAAUUUGAAAUGAA
This is a messenger RNA of Carya illinoinensis, 2187 nucleotides long. RefSeq names its product peptidyl-prolyl cis-trans isomerase FKBP62. The record is from RefSeq and is a predicted model, not a curated record. NCBI's taxonomy places the organism in Eukaryota, Viridiplantae, Streptophyta, Magnoliopsida, Fagales, Juglandaceae. Gene Ontology annotation, molecular function: protein binding; peptidyl-prolyl cis-trans isomerase activity. Bases 246 to 1943 code for a protein of 565 amino acids. The transcript has 13 exons.